UUGAUAUUGCGAGGAUGGUUUAGACCUUACUCAAAUUAUCGCAUGAUGUGCUCCAUUGAGUUCAGAUAAUACAAACGCCUUUGGAGACACUAAAGUAUAUUAGAUAGUUUAAGAAGCUACAGCUAUAAGCAAGCAAAUAAAUUCAAGCUAAUAGUAACCGAGUAUGAAGAAGUAUCCGUUACUUAUCAUCCUCGUUGUACUGGUAAAUGUUGAGGACACUAAAUCCCAGCAAGAUUUAACCAUACAGGACAAAUCAAAGGGUGAACCUGUCGUUCAGGCUGUGGUUGAUGCCAUUAGAAGCCAUUGUAUAUUUGCCUCGGAUCGCUUGUUUUUAAGACGUUUAGCUCUGGUUCAAUCUAACGAUGGGGAAGAUUCUAAAACUUAUAGAGAUGGUUAUCAUGGUGGAAUCUGGCAGAUUGAUGAGGACAAGUACAACCAAACACAGACCUGUCCUGGUAUUCUGGAAAAUGUUUGUGAAAUUAUUGAAACCAGGCUGGAAAUCAACUGGCAGACGACCACGUGGAGAGAUUUACGUAAACCUUUGUAUUCCGGCCUGGCUGCUUCACUGUACGUCAUGUAUAAGUCUAACAUAUCAUUGAACACCACAGACGGAAUAUCAGGAAAUCGGAUGCAACAGUCGCUGAUCUGGAAGACUUUGUUUGCUCCGGGAGUAGAUGCGUCGACCUUUAUAAAUAUUACUGAAGCAAAUAAUGAUGUUUGCAAGAAAGCGAUAGAUUUAGCGUUUAUUAUCGAUGGCUCCGGCAGCAUUGGAGCUACAAACUUCAACAUAAUUAGGCAAUUUAUGAUAGAAGUCACAAACCGUUUGGAUAUCAGCCCGAGAGAAACCCAAGUAGCUGCCGUUCAGUUCAGUUCUAGUGCCAGGAAAGAGUUCUAUUUAAAUGACCAUUCUACAGAGGGGAGCUUAAACCAGGCUAUUAAUGGAAUAGCUUACAUAGGUAGUGGUACCAAUACAGCUACCGGACUAAAUCUUGCUGCAAAUCAGGUAUUUGUUCCCGAGAAAGGAAUGAGAAAUCAUUCUGCAAAGGUAGCGUUGGUAGUAACGGAUGGACGGUCUAGUAGUCUGAUAGCCACAGAAGCAGCUUCUCUAAUAUUAAAAUCUAAAGGAGUAACAGUGUUCGCUAUUGGUGUUGGAAGUGGAAUAAAUGAAAAUGAAUUAAAGGCCAUCUCAUCCGAUCCUGAUUGCACCCAUGUUUUCAUUUUGAAAGAUUUUUCAGAAGUUGAGACCAUCAUUAACGCAAUACAGAAACGUGCAUGUCAAGGUCUACUAGUACUUGAACGCGACCCUGUUGAUGACUCUGGAGAAAUAGAAAAAGAUAUACCUUUUACAGGGAAUGAAACAACAGUAAACCUCGUCAUUCCAGCACCACCCACAAAUUCUUCAGCUAAUUCCACUAAUACUACAACCCUUGUUACAGACGUAUCAUGUAGUGUGGUGUAUAUCUAUGCGUCUUAUGACUCAACUCAUCCAAGCGCUGCUCUCUAUUCUUAUAGUGAUGUAGCUCUAGCGGGAUCACCAUCAGUGAUGACGAUAAACGAUGAAAAUGGUCGACCUCUAUACAUCACCUACGAGGGUGAAAAAUACAACCCGACUGCCACCAAGACGGCUGUAGGCUGUGAUAAUCCUACUAUAAAUACAAAGAUUAUACAGGGUAAAAAGGCUGGUGCUGAUAUAACGUGUCUAGAAAAUGGCGUAGAAAGGGAAUGUACUCCUCUUGAUUUUCAAUUAAGUCAAUUUUAUAAAUACACGCAAAAGAGUGAAGUAGUGAAUGUUGCGAAUCCUUGUUACAGAGGAAAUGAUGUUUCUGAUCCGACCAAAGCUUUCCACCAGAAUCCUCUCGACUCUACCAAAUUGAUCAAAUGUGAUGUUGAGGGUAAUAUGUAUGUCAUACAAUGUCCAAGUGGAGAAGAAUACCAUCAAGACAGGUUCACGUGUGGUGACAAUAAUAUAUUACCUAUAGAUCUUGGUGUACCUUUGGUAUCGGGAAACACCCUCAUCCAAGAAUCAAGUGCGCCAGUUCCUAAGUUGUUGGAGGCAGUCAAUAGCAUAUAUAAUCUAGCAUUAACUAUCCAAACCGAAUUACAGAACAAGGGAUCAGGACCUGAGCUGACUUGUAAAAAGGACAACAAACCACAGAACUGUACUUUAUUUGACGUCCAGACCAGUCAGUACAACACGUUCUUGUUAAAAGAUUCGUGGUUGGGUGUUCCAAAUCCAUGUGAACCGAAUGCUAAUCUGACAGUUAACAGCAAUCGUCUACACAUAAACGACCUUGAUCCCAAGAAGUUUAUAAUUUGUGUUGAACCCAAUACAAUGUAUGUUACCCAAUGUCCUGGUAACCGGACAUACGUCCCUGACUCGUUCAUCUGUAGAGAAUAAGCUUUGAAUAAUAAUGGUUAUGCUUAGUUACAUUAGCUACAUUUUGUUAUUAAUAUUUUAAAAUGUAUUUCUGCCCUUGGUUUCGUUAAGUUACAUGAGCUACAUUUUGUUAUUAAUAUUUUCAAGUUUAUUGCUACCCUAGGUUAAUUAUUUUUAGUAUUUUUUAUUUUUAGUAUUUUAAAGCUUAUUUCUACCCUUGGUUAAAUAUAGUUACAUAAGCUACAAAUUUAUUUUUAAUAUUUUAAAGUGUAUUCCUACCCUUGGUUAAAUAGUAACAUGAGCUACAUUUUGUAGUUAAUAUUUUAAAGUGUAUUUCUGCCCUUGGUUUCGUUUAGUUACAUGAGCUACAUUUUGUAAUAUUUUAAAAUUUAUUCCAUCCCAUGGUUAAUUAUAGUUACAUGAGCUACAUUUUAUUUUUCAUAUUUUAAAGUUUUUUCCUACCCUUGGUUAAAUAUAGUUACAUAAGCUACAAAUUUAUAUUUAAUAUUUUAAAGUGUAUUUGGUUAAAUAUGGUUACACGAGCUACAAUUUAUUAUUAAUAUUUUAAAGUUUAUUGCUACCCUUGGUUUCGUUUAGUUACAUGAGCUUCAUUUUGUUAUUAAUUUUUAUUGCCAAAUUUAUUGCUACCCUUGGUUACCUAUAGUUACACGAGCUUCAAUUUAUUAUUAAUAUUUUAAAGUGUAUUCCUACCCUAAGUUAAUUAUAGUUACAUAAGCUGCAUUUUCUUUUUAGUAUUUUAAAGUGUAUUCCUACCCUUGGUUAAAUAUAGUUACAUAACCUACAAAUUUAUUUUUACUAUUUUAAAGUGUAUUCCUACCUUUGGUUAAAUAUAGUAACAUGAGCUACAUUUCGUUAUUAAUAUUUUAAAGUUUAUUGCUACCCCUGUUAAAUAUAGUUACAUAAGCUAUAUUUUGUUAUUAAUAUUUUAAGGUGUAUUCUGGCCCUUGGUUACCUAUAGUUACACGAGCUACAUUUUGAUAUUAAUAUUGUAAAGUGUAUUCCUGCACUUGAUCACCUAUAGUUAAAUGAGCUACGUUUUGUUAUGAAUAUUUAAGGUGUAUUCCUGCACUUGAUUACCUAUAGUUAUACGAGCUGCAUUUUGUUAUUCAUAUUUUAAAGUUUAUUAUUACAGUUAAUUACACGAUCUAUGUUUUGUUAUUAAUAUUGCUACCCUUAGUUACAUAUAGUUACACGAGCUACGUUUUUUUUAAAAUUCUAAAGUGUAUUCCUGCUCUUGGGUGCCUAUAAUUACAUGAGCUAUUUUUGUUAUUAAUAUUGUAAAGUGUAUUGCUACUCUUGCUUACAUAUGGCUACAUGGGCACAGUUUUGUUAUUUUUAAAUUACAUGAUAUAGGUGCUUUAAUUAUAACCCGCAUCAUUGAUAUUUUGAAGUGACAUGAUAUAGGAGCUUUAAGUAUAACCCACAUCAUUUAUAUUUUGAAGUGACAUGAUAUAGGGGCUUUUAUUAUAUUUGUGAUUACAGUUGUUAGUAAUUCAUAUCUAUGCAAUUAAUUACAUUAAAAUCUUAAUAAAGAUAUUACAUAUGGA
Patella vulgata (common limpet) is the source of this 3945-nucleotide messenger RNA. RefSeq lists its product as uncharacterized. The transcript has 10 exons. The record is from RefSeq and is a predicted model, not a curated record. Lineage: Eukaryota; Metazoa; Mollusca; Gastropoda; Patellidae. The coding region runs from base 164 to 2398 and encodes 744 amino acids.